Molecule: messenger RNA, 784 nt
Organism: Gadus chalcogrammus (walleye pollock)
Lineage: Eukaryota; Metazoa; Chordata; Actinopteri; Gadiformes; Gadidae
Gene: c20h2orf76
Product: chromosome 20 C2orf76 homolog
Exons: 5
Coding region: 184-561 (125 amino acids)
Source: RefSeq, a predicted model, not a curated record
AAGUUGUGGAUGUCAACCGCCGUAAAACCCCAAGAAGAAGAGGAAGAAGAAAACAUGCAGCGACGUCACACCGACACCGUCAAACAUUUAGCGAAUGUGAUAUGAAAAAGCCUGGUCUGAACAUUAUACAGUUAGGCAGGCAAUUUAUCAUAAGGAAAAAGUCUACAUUUGAGUUCAAACAUUAUGGCCGGUGAAGUGGUGGUGACCGUGCGGUUGGUGAGGUCCUUUGAGCACAGGAACUUCAAACCUGUGGUGUUCCGUGGAGUCGAUCUAGAGCAGAACGUAGAGGACUUCAUCAACUAUGUCCGAACAGAUGUGGCCACCAGAGCAGGUCUCCCACCUCCCUUUAAGAAGUUUGGAUAUGACACACUGAAGAUCAUUCACCAAGCGCAUGGAGCCAAGACCAACGAGUUGGUGAUGAGCUUGGAGGACGACGAUACACUCAUCCUUCGUCCAGGACUGACUCUGGCAGCUGCUGGAGUAGCUAAUGAAACGGAGAUGGCUUUCUUCAGUGGAAAAGACUAUGGCCUUUUUAAGGCCAAUCCUGAGACUGUGUGGUGAUGACAGCACAUGCCAAACAGGGAAACGUACAGCGUGCUGCACUGAAAAAUGUGUGAAACGUACCAACAAGCUCAAUGGAACACGCUACACGGACUGAUGCUGCAGCUUUCGAGAUAAACCUUCAAAUAGAGACCAGAAAGGUUUCAUUUUGGGCACCAUUUAGUGUUUUGAAGAUGUGUGGACGGUUUAUUUGUUUAAAAUAAAGGUUCACCUGUGUUGAGUA